Messenger RNA from Condylostylus longicornis, 3197 nucleotides. RefSeq lists its product as uncharacterized. The transcript is spliced from 4 exons. NCBI's taxonomy places the organism in Eukaryota, Metazoa, Arthropoda, Insecta, Diptera, Dolichopodidae. The coding region runs from base 360 to 1667 and encodes 435 amino acids. The record is from RefSeq and is a predicted model, not a curated record.
GCGAAAACGUUCUAAUAAUUUAAUAUAAUAAAUAUUAUUUAUAACAUUUAUAAUAAGUUAUUGUAAAUUAUAUAGAAAAAAUUAAAAAAAAAUAAAAUUAUAAUAAUAAUUAAAUAAUUUUUAAUAAAACGAAAAUAAAUAGAAAGGAAAAAAAAACGAAAACGCUUUAAUCGAUUUUAAUAAAAAAAAAAAUCAAAAUAGAUUUUCAAUCGAUAUGAAAUGAUCGAUUGCAUUUCACCGACGCUAUACAAUUGCCGCGCUGCCGAAACGUUCAAAUAACAAAACACAAAACAAAAACAAAAUAAAUGUAAAAUAAUUAUUUAAGGCGCGAUAAAAUUUGCAAAUUCUAAUUAUUUAUUAUGGAUAUAAAGACAAAAAAUUGUGAAGAAAAUAAUGAAAGUUUAACAUAUGAUAUAAAACCAGAAAAAUUAGAAAAUUUAAUUAAAAUAAUUGAUAAAACUAAUGAUUUUAAUUUAAAAUGUUUUGAAAAUAUUUUAUGUUCACCUGGUAGCAGUUCCGGUGAUAAUUAUAUGUCUGUGAUUAAAAGAGUUCAUAUUUUUGGAAAAGAUUUUAAUAAUCAAGAACAAUGUUUUACAGUAAUAGUUAAAAGACAAAUUCCUAGUAAAUCACGCCGUGAACUUUAUCGAUGUGACGAAGCAUUUAAUAAUGAAAUAAAUGCAUAUAAAUAUGUUAUUCCUAUGUUAGAAAAUUAUUGUAACAGACAAUUUUUACCAAAAUGUUUUUUUGCUGGAAAUGAUGAAAAUGGUGAGAUAAUAGUAUUGGAAGACUUAAAACAAUUAGGAUUUAAAAUGAAAAAUCGUCUUAUAGCAUUAGAUUUCGAUCAUUGUGUAUUGGUUAUGAAGGAACUAGCUCGUAUGCAUGCAGCAUCAAUAUCAGCCAAAGAAUUAAACCAAAAAGAUUUUCAUCAAAAUCGUCAACAAAUAAAAGAAAUUGUUUAUUGUAAAGAAGCUGAAGAAUUUUAUCGUAACGUUUUAGAUUCAUCAAUAACCAAUGCUCUUUUAAGUUUACAUUUAUCAAAUACAAAUAAUUUUUUAACAGAACCAAUAAAAUCAAUUGAAUUACUUAGAACAACACUUUUUGAAAGAAUUCAAAAUUUAAUAAUAACAUCAAAAUGUGAUGCAUAUAAUGUUAUUUGUCAUGGUGAUUUAUGGGUUAAUAAUAUAAUGUUUAAAUGGAAUUAUGAUGAAAAAUCACCGAUUGAUGCAAAAUUUUUUGAUUUACAAACAAUGCGUUAUACAUCUUUAGUUUUUGAUAUUUUACAUUUUAUAUAUACAAGCACAAAAAGAGAUUUAAGGGAAGUUAAUUUAAAAAAUAUAUUACAAUCAUAUUCUUCAGCUUUAAUAUUAAAUUUAGAAAAUAAUUUUUUACCAAAUAAUUAUGAAAAAUUAAAAAAUAUAAAAGAUAUUUAUUCAUUAGAAAAUAUAAUGAAACAAUUUUAUACAAAUAUUUUAUAUGGUUUAGUUGCAGCAAUAUGGAUAUUACCAGCUGUUACAUUUGAUCCAACAAAUAUACCAAAUUUAAAUGAUAUAUGUGAUGAUAAAAAUGUUAAAGAAUUAAAUUUACUUCCAAAUUUAACUCAAGAAUAUCAUGAUAGAAUCAAAGAUAUAACAUUGGAAUUUUAUGAGAAUGGAUUUUUACAAAUUUAAUAUCAGAAGAGCUUGUAUACUUACAUGUAUGGACAUAUGAAUAUUUUACAAGCAUAAAUAUUUAUAUAUAAUAAUUAAGUUAUAAUUUCAUAUUAAUUACUUUAACAUAUACAUUUCAUUAUUUAAGAAUAACGUAUUAAAAAAAUAUAGAAUAAAACAAAAAAACAAAUAAAUUUGUUAAAUUUAUCUCCUCAACUGAUAUUGUGAUACUGAAAAAUUAAAUUAAAAAUUAAUUUAUUUUUUUAUAAAUAAUAUUUUAAAAUAAGCAAUGCACUACAGUCACUGUACAAUCAAUUACAAUAGGAUAAAAAUAUUCAUUAAAAAUGUUCAUAUAAUUCACUACAAAAAAAAAUUAUUUUUCUAAUACAACACCUUAUAUUAAAACUAAUUUGAAGAAUAAUCUGAACUAAAGCUUCAUAAAUUUUAAACUUAUAUUAUAAAAAUUAUGAUUAAAAAUGUUAUUAAUCCCUAAUAUACACUUUCUAUUUUAAUUUUAAAUUGGUUAUAAAAAUUCGGAUUAUAUUAAAUUUUAUAGCCUUGUCCUUCAUUAAUUCAUAUAUUGAUUUAAUAUAAUAUUCAAGAUAAUUUUCUUUUAUUGAUUUAGAAAUUUCGGUGCUAAAGUAUAAAAUGAAAAUUUUUUUAUUUUAAAACAAUUUUAGACCUUAAAUGUUUGAACAUCUUUAAACCUUUCACACUACGAAAUCAAAAUUUAUACAUAAUGCAUACGUACAUAGUAAGGAAAUUAAAUAAUUAUUUUGUUUAAAUUUUAUUAUAUAUAUGUAGUAUUUUUAUAUUUUAUGUUAAAUCUAAAGACAAUUCAAAAGAUAUUUAAAAUUAACAUUUUAUAUUUAAUAAUUAUAAGAUUAUUAUUAUAUUGAAUUUAACUACUCAAAUUGUAUUAUUUUAAUAUUUUAGCUGUAAGGUACUCGUGUAAUUAUAAGUAAUCUUUAAAAUUAAUUAAAAAAAAAAUGUUUAUAAUAAGCACUUUCAUACAUACACAUUGUACCAAAAAUCUCUUAAAAAUGUUUUGUUAUAUUUACUAAACCAAAUAAAAGAAAAAUAAAUCAUAUUUAAUUUUAAGCACAAUCAUGAAAAAAUUGUUACAAUAAUUAAUUAUUAAGGAAUUAUUAUAAACAUAUUAUGCAUAAAUACUUUUUUAUUUUUGAAUUUUUUUUUUUGUUGCCGAAUUAUCAAUAAUGGCGGUACAUUAUUAAAAAAUAUUGUAUUAUAUUUAUGUUUAAUAUGUAAUUUAUAAAUAAGUUAUUUUUAAUAAAAAAAAUUUGUAAUUUAUUUAAAAAUAUAUUAAUUGAUAUCUAAUUUAUUGCUUAUAAUGUUAAAAAAAAUAUUUGUUUUAUCAUUUAAUUGCAUAUUUUUUGCACCCAGUAAUAAAAAUUUUUUGAAAAAUAAAAUGUAAUACUAAAAAUUAAUUACAUAUAUAUGUACAUAUAUAGUCAUUUAUAUUGAAUUUUAAAUAAUAUUUUAAUUCGAAAAUUCUACUUGUUUAAUAAAGAAACUAUUAUUGAUUAUCAA